Anthonomus grandis grandis is the source of this 1587-nucleotide messenger RNA. Its product is annotated as dnaJ homolog subfamily C member 17-like. Gene Ontology annotation, biological process: spliceosomal complex disassembly. The coding region runs from base 183 to 1037 and encodes 284 amino acids. The transcript has a single exon. The record is from RefSeq and is a predicted model, not a curated record. Gene Ontology annotation, molecular function: RNA binding. Gene Ontology annotation, cellular component: spliceosomal complex. Lineage: Eukaryota; Metazoa; Arthropoda; Insecta; Coleoptera; Curculionidae.
GAUUGUUAAAAAUGACUAUAUCGAUACAACAGAAGUUCUGUACAAACCAAUGUCAUUUGUCAAACAUUGACAGUCGCACGUCUCUACAACCGUCAAAAAAUUGACAGUUGCGAACAUUGAGGUUAGUUUCUUGUUCUUUGUUUAUAAACAUCGAAGAACCAAGUUAACACUCCAAAACCACCAUGGAAGACCUGAAAAUCGAAGAGAUGGACCUCUACGAGAUCCUGGAAAUCGAAUUCGGCAGUACAGCGGAACAAAUCAAAAAAGCAUACAGGAAAAAAGCGUUACAAUGCCAUCCGGACAAGAACCCGGACGACCCGAAUGCCGCGAAGAAAUUCCAUCAAUUAUCCAAAAUCCUCGAAGUGCUUACGGACGUAAAGGCGAGAGAAGCAUACGAUAGAGUCCUAAAAGGUAGAAAAGAGGCUGCCAUAAGGCACAGAGAGCUCGACGGCAAAAGGAGAAAACUGAAAGAGGAUUUGGAAGAGAGGGAGCGACUGGCAGCAGGUGGGGGUUACAAGCAUAAGUCAGAAGCACAAAAAUUAAGAGAAGAAAUCGAGAGACUAAGGAAAGAAGGUUCCAAGCAAGUUGAAGAAGAGAUCCAAAACAUAUUGAGAACGAUACAUGAGGAAACUCCGAAAUCCGAAUGGGACAGCUCGAACAAUCGCAUAAAAAUCAAAUGGAACUCGGAAAAAAAAGAUCCGAAUAACGGGGGCUACACCCGAGACCUCCUGCACCGAUUUUUAUCCAAAUACGGAGACAUACAGGCCCUAGUGCUUUCCCCAAAGAGAAAAGGCAGCGCACUGGUCGAGUUCAAGGAGCAAAAGGCCGCCGAGAUGGCCGUUGAAUUGGAAGUGGGGCUGCCGGAGAACCCUUUGAGGUUCGAGUGGAUCAACGGGGCUCCCCAGGGUGCGCAUAAGCCAAAAAGCGAUUUAAUUAAGGACAGUGAUUUCGAGAGUGUUACUUUGAUGAAUUUGAGACGAGCCGAGGAGAGGAAGAAGUUGAUCGAGCAGAUGAUGGCCGACGAGGAUGAAAGCUAGUGUUGGUUUGGUGCAAAUUUAGUGAAAUUUUUUGUUUACGGUUAGAAUGUAUUGAGAGUGGAUGAUUGUAAGUAUUUUUUAGGGUUUGUAAAAUAUCUAAUAUUUAAAAGGGUAUUAUAAAUGUUCUAAAUUAAUUUGCAGUCAUAAAUUUCCAAGGACAACAAAAAGAGCAUUUUUUUUUAACUAUGUACUAUAGGCAAUUGUAGCAAGAAACCUAAAAUUACUUCAAAUAUUGUAAAGACAAAAUACACAAUUUGGAAAACAACAAAUUAUUUAAAAUGCUUGGAAAAUAUUCAAGAAAGAAAAGACACUAACUAAUUUCAGUUAUUUUAAGUGGAAAAAUAGAAAAUGCAUUUUCCGCAGAAAUUUUUUUUGUAGAUUUUAUUUAAGGGACAAUUCCAAGUACUAAAUAAAUCAACAUUUCUUAUAAUGUGGGGUAUAAACGCAAAACGCGACAUGUCCAUUUUUCAACGAAAAUGACCUUCAUGUGCACCCAGAAAGUGUAUAAAUUUCUCUAUCUGCCACUAAUAUAUUUGCCUGCAAACCACGA